CAUGCGCACGACGAUCCCAUUCUUGACCUGCAGGCAGCAUUCCGGGUGGAGAGAGAAAGAGAAAGGCGGACGAGGUUUUGAGGCCAAAGACGGCAUAUUUAAACUGAGAAACGCCAGCUGAAUGUCCGAACCAGCCGCGGCGUUUGAGCAGGAUAUGGUCACCCAGACAGACACUCAUUAACUGGGGCUGCUUUUGUUUAGCUGUCGUUCUCGCUGCUUUGAGCAGUGGGGCAUUGCUAGCAGCCAGCCAGUCAUUCGCAUAGGGAGACUGAGGAAGCCAGGAUGAUGGAGCCCAGCAUGGAGAGCUGCCUGGCCCAGGUCCUGCAGAAGGACAUGGGCCGCCGGCUGCAGGUGGGCCAGGAGAUCAUUGAUUACUUCCUGGACGAGGAGAAGUCCCACGACUUGGAGCAGGAUCAGACAGCACUGGACAAGAUGGUCGACGGCAUUGGCAGCUCCUGGAUCAACUCCAGCAACUUCAAGGUGGCUCUGCUCGGCUUGGACCUCCUAUCUGCCUUAGUGACGAGGCUCCAGGAGCGGUUCAGGGCCCACGUGGGAACCGUUCUGCCAAGCCUCAUUGAUCGAUUGGGAGACGCUAAAGACCAAGUGAGAGACCAAGACCAAACAGUGCUGCUGAAGAUCAUGGAACAAGCUGCCAGCCCGCAGUAUGUGUGGGACAGGAUGCUGGGGGGCUUCAAGCACAAGAACAACAGGACCAGAGAAGGAGUGUGCCUUUGUCUCAUCGCCACGCUGAGCACGUAUGGGGCUCAAGGCCUGACCCUCAGUAAGAUUGUUCCCCACAUAUGUAACCUCCUGGGGGACCCCACAAGUCAGGUACGUGACGGGGCUAUGAGCUGCUUGGUGGAGAUCUACAGACACGUGGGCGAGAGGGUGAGGCUGGAUCUCUGCAAAAAGGGCCUGCCCCAAUCAAGGUUGAAUGUAAUCUUCAGCAAAUUUGAUGAAGUUCAGAGAUCCGGGAAUAUGAUGUCAUCCUCUGCUUCUGAUAAGAACUUUGAGGAUGAGGACUCUGUGGAUGGAGGCCGGUCCUCCUCCUCGACAUCCUCCAAAGCGCCCCCCAGUGGCAGGAGGCCGGUAGUGACCUCUGCUCGACGACCCAGCUCAGCCACCACAACCAAGGCCACAGCUAAAGAGGCAGCAGCCGGGGCUGUUGAUGAAGAGGAUUUUAUUAAAACCUUUGAAGACGUGCCCCCAGUCCAGAUCUACUCCAACAGAGAGCUGGAGGACCAGCUGGGCAAGAUCAGGGAAGUGCUGUCAGACGACAAACACGACUGGGAGCACCGAGUGGUCGCGCUGAAGAAGGUGCGUUCUCUCCUGCUGGCCGGGGCCACUGAGUACGAGGGUUUUCCUCAGCAGCUGCGUCUCCUGGAGGCUCCCCUCAAGCUGUCGGCUAAAGACCUGCGCUCACAGGUGGUCCGAGAGGCCUGCAUUACUCUGGGACAUCUGUCAUCCAUACUGGGAAACAAGUUUGACCACGGCGCGGAGAGCAUCAUGCCCACCCUGUUGAACCUCGUGCCCAACAGUGCCAAAGUUAUGGCCACGUCCGGAGUGGCCACCAUUCGCCUCAUCCUCAGGCGCACACACUACCCUCGUCUCAUCCCCAUCAUCACCAGCAACUGCGCCUCCAAAUCAGUGGCAGUCAGGCGACGCUGCUUUGAGUUCUUAGACCUCAUGCUACUUGAGUGGCAAACUAAUACACUGGAAAGACACGUGGCUGUUCUGACGGAGACCAUCAAGAAAGGCAUACACGAUGCCGACUCUGAGGCCAGAUCCAUCGCAAGAAAGUGCUAUUGGGGUUUCCAUGGUCACUACAGCCGGGAGGCAGAGUAUCUCUUCCAGGCGCUGGAGUCCACCUAUCAGAAGGCCCUCCAGUCUCACCUGAAGGGCUCUGACAGCAUUGUGUCUCUGCCCCAGUCGGACCGCUCGUCCUCGUCCUCCCAGGAGAGUCUGAACCGUCCGUUCUCUGUGAAGAGUGUCAUCGGAGGAAGCAUUACAAGGAGUAAGCUGGUGAGCAGCAGGGCGUCGACCACGUCGGGUUCUCUCCAGCGCUCCCGCAGUGACAUCGAUGUGAACGCCGCCUCCAGCGCCAAGUCCCGUGUGUCCGCCGUCCCUGUCUCCUCGCCCUUCGGCUCUGCGGCUGCCCUCCCCCCAGGGUCCUACGCCUCAUUAGAUGGCACUCCGGGUAAAAGUGAUGGUCGCGUUCGUACCAGGAGACAGAGCUCGGGCAGCGUGGGCGGAGCCAGUCCUUCAGUGGUGGACAGCAGGGGGCGGAGCCGAGCCAAAGUGGUCUCGCAGUCGCAGCGAUCCAGAUCAGCCAAUCCCAUCAAUGCCGGCAGCCGCUCCAGCUCUCCGGGCAAGCUGCUCGGCCAUGGCAGCUACGGCCGGAUCCCUCGAGCCACGCUGUCGGCCUCCACCACGCCAGCGGAGAAGCGCACCAGGAUCCCUCGCAGCCAGGGCUGUAGCCGCGAGACCAGCCCCAGCCGCCUGGGCCUCGCCAGCCUGUGUGUUAAAGCUCUUCCUGCUGCUCUUCCCUACCGCACGCUAGCCCGGAGCCGCAUUCCCCGCCCCAGCAUGAGUCAGGGUUGCAGUCGCAACACCAGUCGCGAGAGCAGCCGCGACACCAGCCCCGCUCGGGGCUUCACUCCUCUGGCGUCCCGACGUCACUCCCGUUCAACCAGUGCUCUCUCCACAGCCGACCCCCACGGCCAGUCAGAUCGAUACGGUUUAAUCCACCAAGCAAGGAUCUCGGCUUCAGUCAACGCCAUGAGGGUCCUGAACACGGGCACAGAGGUGGAAGCAGCAGUUGCUGAUGCUCUGCUAUUAGGAGACUCCAGGAAUAAGCGAAAGCCACUGAGGCGGAGGUACGAGUCGCCCGGCAUGUACUCUGACGACGAUGCCAACAGCGACGCCUCCAGCGCCUGCUCAGAGCGCUCGUACGGCUCGAGGAACGGAGGCAUCCCCCAUUACCUGCGGCAGACGGAGGACGUGGCCGAGGUCCUCAACCACUGUGCCAGCUCCAACUGGUCCGAGAGGAAGGAGGGCCUGCUGGGCCUGCAGAACCUCUUCAAGAGCCAAAGAAUAUUGAGCCGAGUGGAGCUGAAGAGACUUUGUGAGAUCUUCACCAGGAUGUUUGCAGAUCCACACAGCAAGGUGUUCAGCAUGUUCCUGGAGACUCUGGUGGACUUUGUCACAGUACACAGGGAGGACCUUCAGGACUGGCUCUUCGUCCUGCUCACUCAGCUGCUGAAGAAGAUGGGGGCUGAUCUGCUGGGCUCCGUCCAGGCCAAAGUCCAGAAGGCUCUGGAUAUCACGAGGGAGUCCUUCCCAUUUGACCAACAGUUCAACAUUCUGAUGAGGUUCAUCGUGGAUCAGACUCAGACCCCCAACCUGAAGGUGAAGGUGGCCAUCCUGAAGUACAUUGAGUCCCUGGCUCGGCACAUGGACCCGACGGACUUUGUGAACUCCAGCGAGACGCGCUUGGCUGUAUCUCGCAUCAUCACCUGGACCACUGAACCCAAAAGCUCUGACGUCAGGAAGGCGGCCCAGGUGGUGCUCAUCUCUUUGUUUGAGCUCAACACCCCGGAGUUCACCAUGCUGCUGGGAGCUCUGCCCAAAACCUUCCAGGAUGGGGCCACCAAGCUGCUGCACAACCACCUGAAGAACUCCAGCAACACCAGCAGCGGCGUGGGGUCUCCUGGCAACACCAUGGGCCGGACGGCAACACGCCACGCCCCCAGCAGAACCAGCCCGCUCACCUCUCCGACAAACUGUUCCCAUGGAGGACUGUCUCCAAGUCGGUUAUGGGUUUGGGGUGUUGACGGACUCUCAAAGCAUCCCCCUGCCCCUCCUCCUCCUCCGCCCCACUCCACCCCUGCUGCCCCCUCCCUAAGGGUCCUACGCAGAGCAUAUUCACCCAGCAUGACAGAGUACGACACAGAGAACAUGAACUCUGAGGAGAUCUACAGCUCUCUGCGCGGCGUCACCGAGGCCAUCCAGAGCUUCAGCUACCGCAGCCAGGAGGACCUGAACGAGCCGAGCCGCCAGGAGGGCAGGAGGGACGACGCCGUAGGCAGAGAGGGCGUGGCCUCCUCCAUGGGCUCCGACGCCCGCCUCGGCCUCGACGUUGUGGAAGGGGGCCGCACCGCCUUGGACAACAAGACCUCCCUGCUUAACACGCCGUCGGCCCGCUCCUUCUCGGGGCCGCGGGGAAGGGAGUUCGCUCCCUAUGGCCACGGAGACACCAUCUGCUCGUACGGCAAGAGCGCCCUGAAGGAGGCGGUGUUUGAUGACGACGUGGAGCAGUUCAGAGACGGGCGACGUCAGGAAAGUGGUGAAAACAAGAUGACGAUCCCCAAGGUCUUUGCUCCCGCAAUCGGUCACGACCGCUCGGACCUGGUGGCCGACCUGCUCAAGGAACUGUCCAAUCACAACGAGCGAUCCGAGGAGCGGAAAGGCGCCCUGGUGGAGCUGCUGAAGAUCACACGGGAGGACAGCCUAGCUGUGUGGGACGAACACUUCAAAACCAUCCUCCUGCUCCUGCUGGAGACGCUCGGGGACAAAGACCACACCGUCCGAGCGCUGGCCCUGCGUCUGCUGAAGGAAAUCCUGAGGAACCAGCCAGCCCGCUUCAAAAACUAUGCUGAGUUAACCAUCAUGAAGACCCUGGAGGCUCACAAAGACUCUCACAAAGAGGUGGUGCGUGCGGCCGAGGAGGCGGCCUCCACCCUGGCCGGCUCCAUCCACCCGGAGCAGUGCAUCAAGGUGCUGUGUCCCAUUGUGCAGACAGCCGACUACCCCAUCAACCUGGCCGCCAUCAAGAUGCAAACCAAAGUAAUUGAACGCAUCGCCAAGGACUCGUUACUGCAGCUGCUGCCCGACAUCAUCCCCGGACUCCUGCAGGGCUAUGACAACACAGAGAGCAGCGUUCGCAAGGCCAGCGUGUUCUGUCUGGUGGCGAUCUACUCUGUGAUUGGCGAGGAUCUCAAACCCCACCUAGCACUGCUCACGGGCAGCAAGAUGAAGCUACUGAACCUGUACAUCAAGCGAGCGCAGACGACCAACAGCAACAGCAGCAGUUCCUCGGACGUCUCCUCUCACAGCUGAUGGAGGACGUCUCCGUCUCCCAGCUCCCCCUCCCUGUCCUCCUCCCAGCUGAAUCUCCACCGUCAGCAACCUGUUCGUCAUGUAGGCAACCCCCCAAGCCCCGCCCCCCCCAGCCCGCUAGGAUCUUUUUGAAUGUAACAGUGGUUUGGGGGGAGGGAAUCUACACAUUUGAAGUUUUUGGAUGCACCUUCUCUUCCUCUAUGGUUUCCUCGACUCCCACGCCGCCUUCAGUGUGUGGAAGCCCCCAAACGGGAGGCCGAGGAAUACUGGUGAUCAUAGUGGAGACGUCCUGUCGGAUCCACCACAGUUUGGGAUGAAAUGUCAUUUGGCUGGCCCAGUGAUGCUAAUCAGCCCGCUUGCUGUGGGAUCAUUUCUGGUUUGGGGAGCAUGAAAACCAAAUAUUGAAAGAAAUGUGUAAGCAAUGUGCUCGAGAAACAGUGUUUUAGUUCAUCUUUUAAGUGACCGUGGCCCAUAGAGGCCUGGCCAUCGAUCGUAGUCUUUCUUUUUCAUGCUUGCUUGUCUUUUAAAUCUCCAUUUCACAAAAACCCUCUACACCCAACAAGUUGCCUAAAUCUUUGAGCUACAGAAUUGACAAUCCUUCAAAUUUUUGCGCAGAACUUUGUUUGAAGAGGAAGUCCUUUGUAUAUUUUCCCUGCUUGGAGACAAGUGAUCAGUCACAAAGACACUACCGGCCUUACUCACUGGCACACGUGUUCCAGUGGACCUUCAGACCUGGACAGUGUUCUCAACCUGUGACCAUGCAAAUUCAGUAUUAAUGUUUCCUUCAGUCAGCCCCCCCCCCACACAAGUAACCUUCAGCUUCUGCAAUAAAUCCACCAUAUAAGGUGUUUUGUACAUACACAGUUUGACCGCCGCUUUGACAUCGUUAAACAAAGAGGGAAACGCUUGCAUGUGACCUGCAGCACACGCCCACCAAAAUGUGCUUAUUUAAGUUAAUAGAAAUCCUACACCUUUUAUUCUUAUUUAUUUCAGUGUUAAGUAUAAACUAACGAGAAGCUAUCAAAAUCUUUUAGUUGCAGGUAGUUUGCCCCUUCUGGAAAUGAUUUACACCGUCAUCAUCUACUCAUUAUGCCUUUUAAUGUUCAUGAAAUACAAGCGCACUGUUUAGUUGAGCGGGGGCCAAUUGUUGUUAUUUAAGUAAAUGAAUGUACAGACGUAUUAUGUGUUAGCUUUUUAAGCAUUUGGUACCGAAUGGAAUGAUUUAUGCUCCUCCCCCCCCCCCCCCCCGUGUGGGAGCAUUAGUCACUGCUGCUCUCUAUGCAUGUUCUACAGUACACUGUCAUGUAUUUAUAUAUUUCAUUUGACUUUGUCCUCAUGAUAAACUGCACAGAAGGGUUUUUGUUGUUGCUGUUAACUUCAACCUGUCAUAGGUUUGCAACAAUGUAAACGAACUGCUCUAGAAAUAAACACACGUAAGAACUGA
This is a messenger RNA of Pungitius pungitius (ninespine stickleback), 6562 nucleotides long. RefSeq names its product cytoplasmic linker associated protein 1a (gene clasp1a). Gene Ontology annotation, cellular component: mitotic spindle; microtubule organizing center; spindle microtubule. The record is from RefSeq and is a predicted model, not a curated record. The transcript has 43 exons. NCBI's taxonomy places the organism in Eukaryota, Metazoa, Chordata, Actinopteri, Perciformes, Gasterosteidae. Gene Ontology annotation, biological process: establishment of mitotic spindle localization; mitotic spindle assembly. Bases 283 to 5118 code for a protein of 1611 amino acids. Gene Ontology annotation, molecular function: kinetochore binding; microtubule binding.